AUGAUCCCCAAAACUCCUGGUUCAAGUCGCUCUCCAACAACCCAAAAGCUGCGUACGACGUCGUCUUCGUUGUUGAAGGAAAUACGGGGUUUGGGGCAUUUUUUGCGCGUGGAGCAGUUGGUGAUCAGGAUGAGGGGAAUGAGGUACCUAGGGGGAGGAAUGGACAAUGUUUCGCAUAUUACGGAAGGCUUAGGCGUUGCUUUAUCCUGUUAUGAAGAGAAGGAUGCUACCAAAGAACGGGAUACGAACACUAUUAAACACUGCGUUCUGAUGUGCAAUUCGCUUCCGUAUGAUUCCUCUGCUUCAGCCGCCUUUCCAGCCUUCGGUGGAUUGGAUUUGGAAAGUGUUUUGAAGUCUUUGAAGGAGAGUGACGUACGACUGUCUGUGAUUUCACCGCGGAAAAUUCCCACGCUUCUCAAAAUUUUUGAAAUCGGUGGCGGAGAUGUUAAUAUUGCCCAAGCAAAUAGUUAUGCCAAGGAUCCACGACAUUUAGUUUUGCUGAACGGAUAUGAGUGA
Molecule: messenger RNA, 516 nt
Organism: Notodromas monacha
Lineage: Eukaryota; Metazoa; Arthropoda; Ostracoda; Podocopida; Cyprididae
Source: the annotation of a GenBank genome assembly